CCAGUGUUUGGUGGCCAAGCUUUCUGACGUUUGCCUUUGUCCCGUGACGCCCCCAGGUAGUUCCCCCAAAGGAGUGGAAGCCACGGCAGUGCUAUGAUGACAUCGACGAGCUGGUCAUCCCAGCACCGAUCCAGCAGUUGGUCACCGGGCAGUCCGGCCUGUUCACUCAGUACAACAUCCAGAAGAAGGCGAUGACUGUGCGGGAGUUCCGCAGGACUGCAAACAGCGACAAAUACUGCACGCCCCGCUAUACUGACUUUGAGGACCUUGAGCGGAAAUACUGGAAAAACCUCACAUUCAAUGCCCCUAUCUAUGGUGCUGAUGUUAAUGGCACACUCUACGAGAAGCAUGUAGAUGAAUGGAAUAUUGGCAGGUUGAACACAAUCCUGGAUGUAGUGGAGAAUGAAAGUGGCAUAACCAUCGAAGGAGUGAAUACCCCUUACCUCUACUUUGGGAUGUGGAAAACCUCCUUUGCCUGGCAUACUGAGGACAUGGACCUCUACAGCAUUAAUUACCUGCACUUUGGGGAGCCCAAGUCAUGGUACUCCAUCCCUCCAGAACAUGGGAAACGGCUGGAGCGACUUGCCAAAGGAUUUUUCCCAGGAAGUGCCCAGAGCUGUGAAGCUUUUCUCCGCCACAAGAUGACCCUGAUCUCUCCAUCAAUACUGAAGAAAUAUGGCAUCCCCUUUGAUAAGGUAACACAGGAGGCUGGAGAAUUUAUGAUAACAUUCCCUUAUGGUUAUCAUGCUGGCUUUAAUCAUGGGUUUAACUGUGCAGAAUCUACCAACUUUGCCACUCUUCGGUGGAUCGAGUAUGGAAAGCAGUCUGUAUUAUGUUCAUGUCGGAAGGACAUGGUGAAGAUCUCUAUGGAUGUUUUUGUGAGGAAAUACCAACCAGAUCGCUACAAGCUCUGGAAAGCUGGGAAAGAUGUGACUGUCAUUGACCACACUCUUCCAACACCGGAGGCAGCCGAGUUCUUCAAGGGGGAUCUCAUCCAGAAAAUUGAGACUGAAAAGCAGUGCUCUGAUGAAAUGGAAACAGGGGAGCCAUGCAAAGAAGGUGAAGAUCUGGAGGAGAAGAAGAGUCUGCCUAAGCACCGCAUAGGAACCAAGAGGCACAGGGUCUGUCUUGAGGUGCCCCAGGAGGUGAGUGAGAGCGAGGCUUUCCCCAAGGAGGAGCUCAGCUCUGUGCAGUACGGGAUGGAAGUCACAGAGCCUGCUGUGGGACCGAGUAGUCAGCUUGUGCAGCAGGAUGAACAUGGACUUGCACCUCCAGAUUGUGAGGACUCCUCUGUCAGAUUUGAAGAACUGAAAAAUGUAAAGUUGGAUGAAGAGGAGGAAGAGGAAGAAGAGGAAGAGGAGGAGGCAGCUGCACUGGAUCUUUCCAUUCCCCACUCUGCAAGUUCCACCUUGGUUCUGUCUGCUGCUAAGCCGAAUUCAGCUUUGUACCUUCAGUCCAGCUCCCCAGCGUAUUCUGCUUCUUCUGACUCUGAAUCAACCAAUCUGCUGUCAAGACAAACUGUUCUUGGUCCAGCCAGAGUACUUACUGUUCACAGCUAUGCUAAAGGGGAUGCCAACGAGGCUGACGAGGAACAGGCUUCAGGGAAGAAAGCCAGUGCUACAGCCAGUAUGAGUGAGCAUGAACUGGCAGAGAUGGCAAAAGAAUACCUGAGAUCAAUGAAAGAGAGUAAAAAGUCAAAGGGUCGUCGCCAGCCCUUGAGCAAACUCCCACGUCAUCACCCACUCGUGGUAAAAGACUGCAUCAGCGAUGAUGAGUCAUCAGAGCAGCUAACUCCUGAAGAAGAGUCUGAGGAGACAGAGCCUUGGGCCAAGCCCCUUAGCCAGCUGUGGCAGAAUCGACCUCCCAAUUUCGAAGCAGAAAAAGAAUAUAAUCGGACCAUGGCUCAGCAGUCCCCUUACUGUGCUGUCUGCAUGCUUUUCCAGACAUACCAGGCAGAAUGUGGAGGCCACAGUCAAAACUCUGGAGCGACUCCAAGUGCCACUGAUGGGAAAAUCCGAACCAAGCCCCUGAUACCUGAGAUGUGCUUUACCACCACUGGCUGCAGCACGGAUGUCAACCUUUCAACCCCUUACCUGGAGGAAGACGGAACCAGUCUCCUGAUCACCUGCAGAAAUUGCCAUGUCCGUGUUCAUGCCAGUUGUUAUGGUGUAUCGCCUAACAAGGCCACUGAAGACUGGGUGUGCUCCAGGUGUGCAGCCAAUGCCUUAGAAGAGGAUUGCUGUUUAUGUUCUUUACGAGGUGGUGCCCUACAGAGAGCCAACGAUGACAAGUGGGUCCAUGUGAUGUGCGCUGUAGCUGUAUUGGAGGCAAAAUUUGUGAAUAUUGCAGAGCGCAGUCCAGUGGAUGUUGGCAAAAUCCCUCUGCAGCGCUUCAGACUGAAAUGCAUCUUCUGUAAGAAGCGGAGGAAGAGAAUUGCUGGCUGCUGUGUGCAGUGCUCCCAUGGUCGAUGUCCUACAUCCUUUCACGUUAGCUGUGCUCAAGCAGCCGGAGUUAUGAUGCAGCCUGAUGACUGGCCAUUUGUUGUCUUCAUUACUUGCUUUCGGCAUAAGAUUCCAUCCCAGGCAGAGCGAGCCAAGGCAGCUCUGCAGGAUCUCUCGCCUGGCCAGAUAGUCAUCAGCAAGCACAAGAACGGCCGCUUCUAUCAGUGUGAAGUGGUCAGCCUAACAAAGGAAACCUUCUACGAAGUCAACUUUGAUGACGGCUCGUUCAGUGACAACCUCUAUCCAGAGGACAUUGUGAGUCGGAACUGUCUGCAGCUGGGCCCACCUGCUGAAGGCGAAGUUGUGCAAGUGAGAUGGACAGAUGGACAAGUCUAUGGGGCCAAGUUUGUUGCAUCACAUGCCAUCCAGAUGUACCAGGUGGAAUUUGAAGAUGGAUCCCAGCUGAUGGUGAAGAGGGAUGACGUGUACACUCUUGAUGAGGAACUUCCCAAGAGAGUCAAAUCCAGGCUGUCGGUAGCUUCUGACAUGCGCUUCAUGGAGAUCUUCGCAGAGAAGGAGGUCAAGCAAGAGAGGAAGAGACAGAGGGUGAUCAACUCACGCUAUCGGGAGGAUUACAUUGAGCCUGCCCUCUACCGGGCCAUCAUGGAGUAAGCAGUGCCUGGGGCAGGAAGAGGAGAGGUGCUCACCUCCCCAUGGAUUUGAACACUCCAGGACAAUUGAGGCCAAACUCGGACACUUCACAGCCAGGGUUUUUAAAAGGUAGAGUACUCUGCAGUAGCCGGAUGGAGGAUCCAGUUCACGUUGCCUCUGCAAAGGCCUGUGGGCUCCUGGUCUGCAGUCAGGUCCCACUGAGCACGUAUCCUACAAGCCAGCUGGGGAGUGCUGCCUCCACACUGCAUCUCCUCAAGCAGUUUCUCAUGUUUCUUCUUGCCUGAGACAAACCCGACAGGUAUCAGACUCUUCUGGGAGACAGUCAGGAAUUCUGGCAGCUGCAGGAUGAUAACAAAUGUACAGUUUUUGUUGAACAAUGUUACUGAUUCCGGGAGCCUCCACGUGGCCGUGCCUGCCCUGCACAGGCAGUAUUACUGGUGCUUCAAACUGAACCUCUUUUUAUAUUUAUAUCCAUGUUUCCGUCUAGGGCAGCUCCAGUCUCUCGUUUUUAUCUGCUCCUCUCUGAGGGAGGACCCUCAGGCUGUGCAAAGCCAAGCAGAUGGGAGGCAUUUUUGUGGACAGGUGGAACAUGAGGAUGAAUUCCAGCUGGGCAUGCUCUUGUUCGAACUCUCUCUCUAGUUUUUGUGUUGCUUUUGGUUUCCGUGUCCCCUCCCGUGGCUUACCGUGAUGACGUGUGCCUCUGUGCAGAGCCUCGAUCUGCACAGCCCUCUGACGGGAAUGUCUAUUCAGCCCCCAGAGACAGGCCGUGAGCUGGCAGCUCACCAACGCAAUAAAGACCAAAGGGAUCCCAGGUCCCUGGUACUCCUCGUGGAGAUCCAGGCACCACAGUAUUGGAGUAAGACAGGGCUGCAGCAUCUGCACAGCCCAGCAGUAGUUCUGUAGCAGUGCUGCUUUGCAGGGGGCUGCGGGCCCUUGCCUGCAGUCGCUUGAUUAGUCCGUUAUGAGAUGCACAGCGUGCGUGGCACACGGUGAUCGGUGGUUGUGUUGGGCUGCUCUGAAUCGCGUGUGUUGCCACGUUGGGCCAUGCUUUGGUGACUGGUUGCAAACCCUAUGUAGAGUAUUCGUGGGGCGCACGCCUAGAAUGGUGUUGGAGACUGCUGAGUUCAGGAGCCAGACAUUGUGUGUGCCCUGAGAACAUGCUAGCGCAUUUCUAGUAGCUAAAGCAUUAAGAGGUCGAACAGACUUUCCUGUCCCAUGAGAGGGAUUUUAGGCAGGGGGAUAGCUGAGUGCUGUCAGACAGAAUGGGGCAGGUUUCCCUCUGCAGGAAAACAGGCAUUCGUUUACCCCAGACACAAUGCUCCUCAGUAACAUGUGCCUGGUGUCCCUCAGCCUGGUGCGUGGGAGACCCCGAUCCAUAACCAUUUCUUUGUUACAUGAGAACGCUAGAAACCAAAUUACUCUGGAACAUGGUGCAUCAGCGUGUGAUCAGCAAUAAAGCAUAGUGCUGUGCGGUGGUUUGACUCCAGAUCUGAGAAGUUGUAAGCAAGAAGCUGUUUGUGGAAACUGCAUCUGUAUUUAUCGACCAAAAGUCUUUUAGGCCAGGUGCUGAUGUGACCAGCUGCGGUGCACGUAGCUCCUAUGGAUCUGUGGGCCUGCCUGUGCCUUCCACAGGUGGGAGGGAGCACUCUCUCUUAUUCAGUAUUGAAAGCUUGAGUAGUAGAUCCUCAGAUGGGACAGGGGCUUCAGCUUGUACAUUUUCCCAGUGACUGAAGUCCUAAUCCAUGUACGAUGUUAAUGAUCCCUUUUCUGCUGAGUGUAGGAAUAGUUUACUGCGUACCAGUUUUUUAGGCAAAGUUAGAUUCAUAGUGUUGGCAAGCGUGCAGGUCUGGGAGGUGUCGCAGGGACUGCAGUUUUGAGAGGAGAUGGGGAGACGGGCGGCUCCUGCGUGCCAUUCCUUCAGCUGGAGCAAAUGGGGAGUGCCGCCCUGCCUGUCGCUGAAGAGCAUGUUCUCUACAUCUGCCCCACACCCAAAAUUAAGCAUCUGGACUGGCUUCCUGGCCGGGCUGUCACUGUCUGCGUGGAUAGUGUCCUUUGAGGUGGCAACGCCACAUGCCUGUUAAAUGCAUCUCUGGAGACUGCUGUGCCGUGAAGUGACCAGAGCGUGUGAGGUGGAGCUUCUGCUCUCAAGCUGCAUCACGCUGCCACCUGCCUUUCCAGGAUCUCGCUCCCAGGUCAGCUCUGGGAAAGGCCCUUUGGUCUGACGUGUCUGGGAACAGGCUCUGCGCUGCUGCCCAUGCCAGGAUGUGGCUGCCUAGUCUUGGAAGCCAGUUGCCAUCCUUGCUGGGGUCUCCUGCCUCCUGCAGUACCAGAAGGAGGGCUUCCCAUUUCUCUUCUCGCCUGCGCUUGGCUGUGUGGCGUAAUAGCUGUGUGUAGUGUGACCCUCCCUUCCAGUCCGUUUGCAGUUUAAAAUCCCCUGUGCAGAGACUGGCCUGCGUUCCAGCCAUAGCCACUGCAGAAACAUCUGUGACCGAUGGGGCCCUGACCACACCUGGACACUUGGGAACCUUUGUGACUUCUGACUCGGACUGAAAUGUUGUGGGCACAUGCCUUAAAGUGUGCUUGAAACAUGGCAUCUGCACGGUGUUUCCUGGUGUGGGGACAUUGCACCCCUUCCACUCCCACUUGAUAAUGCUGGCUCCUUCCCAUGGUACUUCCUUAGGAACAUUUUACCUCCCUCUUCUGCAGUCACUGCUGGCUCAGGCAGGUGCCAUUAGGGUGUUGCUCCAUCAGGGAUUUUUUAAAUAUAUCAGAUGGGAAGCUAUUUUUUAAAAGCACUGGCAGCUGUUGUGUUCCUGCUAAACCACCCCAGCGGGAGGUGUGGUGGGAGCUCUUGCCCUACUGUUGCUUUGCCUCCCCCUGUCCUUUCCUCGAUUUCUGGCUUGGGCUGGUUCAAGUUGGAUUCCUCGCAGGUUUUUUCGAAUGCAGCUGUUGACACUUCCCCCAGGCGAGGCUGGCAGGUCAGCUUUUCCUUCUCCCAAGGCAAGUCUUCUGUUGUGCUGAUGCUUGUUGUAGAGGCCUGAGACUUCCUGGAAAACUCCUGCACCAUUAGCAGACUCUUCUGGCAGGCAGGGACUGUGUUCUCAGAGGUGACACCUGUUCUCCUAGCCCCCGCUCUUGGGAUGGUGCAGGGCUCUGAACCAGAGCGAAAUUAGUUCUGCACUUGUGCAGAGCCAUGUCCAAGCUGGAGGGCAGGGUGCUGGUGCCUGUCCCCCUGUGCCGAGGUGCCCCACAUGUUUCCACCAUCCCCAGGCCUUGCCUGGGCUCCUGUUCUCUGCGUUGGUCCUUGUGCUUGGGGGUUUUUUAAUGCAAACAGAAGGUGGAAACAAGACUCUGGCAGCCUAUGUAUUGUUUUCAAUUUGAUCUAGUAAUAAACAUAAUGAAUUUCAGAACG
Messenger RNA from Gavialis gangeticus (Gharial), 6525 nucleotides. RefSeq names its product lysine demethylase 4A (gene KDM4A). The transcript has 20 exons. Gene Ontology annotation, molecular function: histone H3K9 demethylase activity; histone H3K36 demethylase activity. Gene Ontology annotation, biological process: chromatin remodeling. Gene Ontology annotation, cellular component: nucleus. Lineage: Eukaryota; Metazoa; Chordata; Crocodylia; Gavialidae. The record is from RefSeq and is a predicted model, not a curated record. The coding region runs from base 192 to 3113 and encodes 973 amino acids.